Rasamsonia emersonii CBS 393.64 is the source of this 414-nucleotide messenger RNA. RefSeq lists its product as uncharacterized. Lineage: Eukaryota; Fungi; Ascomycota; Eurotiomycetes; Eurotiales; Trichocomaceae. The transcript has 2 exons. Bases 1 to 414 code for a protein of 137 amino acids. The record is from RefSeq and is a predicted model, not a curated record.
AUGCAUGGGGAAGAAGAAGUUUUGGCCAUUGGCAGACCCUCCCAUGUUAUGGCCGAUAAAGAGUCCGUCCUCGGCCGCCCUAGCUCUAAUAGCCAUGGACCCAAAGGAUCAGCACGGUUAUGGAUUCUCUUUGCGAUCGACGAGAUCCUGCCGACAACAAUAGUAGAUCGCCAGACGCUGUGGCUAAUGGCUCCGCGGGCCAUCCUAGGUUGUCUGCCCAGCCCGAUCGAGGAAGAAAGUAACAUGUACAUGUAUUCUUUCGAACCCAGUAUCUCAGCACCGCCUGCAGAGAAGUUCUCCAUAAAGUAUAGAGGGACGGUGUCAAAGAUUUUCGAACCCCAGCGGGUGAAUGGGGGAAAACCCCCUGGAAGAGUCCUGCCAAGAUGCCCGCCCUCUACUCCGCUGGACACUUAG